Molecule: messenger RNA, 1662 nt
Organism: Cajanus cajan (pigeon pea)
Lineage: Eukaryota; Viridiplantae; Streptophyta; Magnoliopsida; Fabales; Fabaceae
Source: RefSeq, a predicted model, not a curated record
UACAAAUAAGAAUAAUACUAUCAACUCGUUUCUUUCUUGGUUUGUAUGAUUCAAAGGAGGAGGGGAAGGGGGGAAUAUUAAUGGAGAGGAAGAAAGUGAAAGAAAAAAAAGGGAUUAGGUCUUUUCUUGUUUGGUUCACAAAGAGAAGGCAGAGAUUUUAAAAAUUAAUUUACUUUUGUACCCUUAUAAUUUUAAAUUCAAAAACAUGAAUAAGAAUAUUUUAAAUAUUACACUCAAAAUGUUUUAAAAUUCUUCCCUUCCCCUCCAAAUCCUUCCAAUAUUCCUCCCCUCUAAAUCCUUUUCUAAUAUUGGAGGGGAGUUAAAAUUAGGUGAAGAGGGUUUUUGUCUCCUCCAUUCUCUCUCUCCAUCUUCUAAAAAUCGAACCAAACAACAAAAGUUUAAAAUUUUCCUUCCCCCCUCUUUCCUCUAACCAAACACUAUUAAAAUCAUCAUAAAGGUAACAAUUUUCAAUUUUUGGUUCAUCAAGGGGCAAUGUUUUUAUGCUUUUAUAUUACACAUGUUUAUAUGUCUCAUAUAUCUGUAUUAGUUUUUCAUAAUAUUUUAAAGGCUUGGAUACUUCACCAACAUGUAUAAGUGAAAUAUCCAUGAGAAUUAAUAUCAAAAAGAUUUUCAUAAUUGUUUUAAAGACUUGGAUAUAUUAUUGAUAUGAAUAUGUGUAGUAUUCAAGAAUAUUAAUAUCAAAUACAAAUAUGUGAAGUAAAUUUAAGUAUUGAUGGCUCAUACAUAUGAUUCAUAUAUCGAAAUCUCCAUGUUGUCAUUAUCAUUCUACUCAAUUUAUAACUGAUUUAUAUAUUUUCUGUAUCUGUUGUGUUCUCGAUAUUAUGAUUUGUGAUAACCUCAUAUGUAUGUAAUAUGUAAUAUAUUACAUUUAUCGGCUUUCCUAGGGAGGUGUACUUCUGGUGUGACAUUACAUAUUUUUGAUAGAAGAAAGACUAAUGGCACUUUCAACGAGCUUGAUCUCUAUAGGCUUCGGUUUUGGUCCACUUCAUAAAACCAAAGUCAGUGUUUCUAGAAGGUUUGCUUCCAGAUCUUCAGUAGGGAUUCACAUUCGAGCGGUGCAAGAGAACGGUGGACCACGUAGACUUGUGGACAUUAUUAGACUUGUCCCUGAGCUCUCAAAAAAUUACUUUAGAAGUCCUUCUCGCAGAGCUCUUUUUGGAGGAAUCUCUUUGUUGGGUGGAUUUUAUGUUGCACAAACAAUCUCUUUGUCAUUUGGAGCUCUCGGAGUUAAUGAUGUUAUUGCUGCAGUUUUAUGUGUUCUUCUCACAGAAUAUGUCACCAAGUUCUAUUACAGCCGGCCAAAAGUUACUUUUCCAGUUGCACUCCUCAACAACUUUAAAAUGGGUUUUACUUAUGGACUUUUCAUUGAUGCCUUUAAACUUGCCAGUUAAUUUUUAACAUCAAUACAACUACUCUAAACAUUCGUACUUGGUUGGUUACUCUCCUAAAUUAGUUUGAUUCUAUUUAACCACCAAACUUGCACAUGUGAAGACUGAUCAACUUACAAACACUUAGUUGGUUUGUUUGUGCAUAAUAUUCAUGAUUGUAAAUGUUAGAAGAAUUAUCCUUAUAUCAUCGCAUAUCAAUCAUAGUUCUCGUAACAAAACAUCAAAUAAAUUUUCCUUAUAUUUUUUUAUUUUA